GUUAAACAGUUUCUUACCGUAAGAGGGAGUUCAGACCUAGAUCUUUCCAGUUAAUCACACAACACAUUUAGCUCAUUGCAAUAAAAAGCCGCUCAGAGCCGAGCGGCUCUUUCAGGCGCUGAGUCGGAACGGGAUCCGUCCACCCGGGCAUCUGUCUCCACCAGUGGGACCCGCCAGCGCCCAGCGCCAUGUGGGUGACCAGACUCCUGCCAGUCCUGCUGCUGCAGCAGGUCCUCCUCCACCUCCUGCUGCUUCCCAUCGCCAUCCCCUAUGCAGAAGGACAGAAGAAAAGAAGAAACUCACUUCAUGAAUUCAAGAAGUCAGCAAAGACAACACUAUUUAAAGAAGACCCAUUUCUGAAGAUGAAAACAAAAAAAAUGAACACUACAGACCAAUGUGCUCAUAGAUGUAUUAGGAAUAAAGGACUUCCAUUUACUUGCAAGGCCUUUGUUUUUGAUAAAGCAAGAAAACGAUGCCUCUGGUUCCCUUUCAAUAGCAUGUCAACUGGAGUGAAAAAACAGUUUUGUCAUGAAUGCGACCUCUAUGAAAACAAAGACUAUAUUAGAAACUGCAUCAUUGGUAAAGGAGGUAGCUACAAGGGAACAGUAUCUAUCACUAAGAGUGGCAUCAAAUGCCAGCCCUGGAAUUCCAUGAUACCCCACGAGCACAGCUUUUUGCCUUCGAGCUAUCGGGGUAAAGACCUACAGGAAAACUACUGUCGAAAUCCUCGAGGGGAAGAAGGGGGACCGUGGUGUUUCACAAGCAAUCCAGAGGUACGCUACGAAGUCUGUGACAUUCCUCAGUGUUCAGAAGUAGAAUGCAUGACCUGCAAUGGGGAAAGUUAUCGAGGUCCCAUGGAUCAUACGGAAUCAGGCAAGAUCUGUCAGCGCUGGGAUCAUCAGAAGCCACAUCGGCACAAAUUCGUGCCAGAAAGAUAUCCCGACAAGGGCUUUGAUGAUAAUUAUUGCCGCAAUCCUGAUGGCAAGCCGAGGCCAUGGUGCUAUACUCUUGACCCUGACACCCGUUGGGAGUACUGUGCAAUUAAAAUGUGUGCUCACAGUACUAUGAAUGACACCAGAGUCCCUAUGGAAACAACCGAAUGCAUUCAAGGUCAAGGAGAAGGUUAUCGAGGAACCGUCAAUACCAUUUGGAAUGGGAUUCCAUGUCAGCGAUGGGAUUCCCAGUAUCCUCACCAGCAUGACAUAACUCCUGAAAACUUCAAGUGCAAGGACCUAAGAGAAAAUUACUGCCGAAAUCCAGAUGGGGCUGAGUCACCUUGGUGUUUUACCACUGAUCCAAACAUCCGAGUUGGCUACUGCUCCCAAAUUCCAAAAUGUGACGUGUCAAGAGGACAAGAUUGUUAUCGCGGAAAUGGCAAAAAUUAUAUGGGCAGUUUAUCCAAAACACGAUCUGGACUAACAUGUUCAAUGUGGGAUAAGAACAUGGAAGAUUUACACCGGCAUAUCUUCUGGGAACCAGAUGCUAGCAAGCUAAAUAAGAAUUACUGUCGGAAUCCUGAUGAUGAUGCCCAUGGCCCCUGGUGUUACACAGGAAAUCCUCUCAUUCCUUGGGAUUACUGCCCUAUUUCUCGUUGUGAAGGUGACACCACACCUACAAUAGUCAACUUAGACCAUCCUGUGAUAUCUUGUGCCAAAACAAAACAAUUACGAGUUGUAAAUGGAAUUCCAACACGAACAAAUGUAGGAUGGAUGGUUAGUUUGAAAUACAGAAAUAAACAUAUCUGCGGAGGAUCAUUGAUAAAGGAAAGUUGGAUUCUUACCGCAAGGCAGUGUUUCCCUUCUCGAAACAGAGACUUGAAAGACUAUGAAGUUUGGCUUGGAAUUCACGAUGUCCAUGGGAGAGGAGAUGAGAAGCGCAAACAGGUCCUCAAUGUUUCCCAGGUGGUAUACGGGCCGGAAGGAUCAGAUCUGGUAUUACUAAAGCUUGCUAGACCUGCUGUCCUGGAUAAUUUUGUUAGUACAAUUGAUUUACCUAAUUAUGGAUGCAUAAUUCCUGAAAAAACCACUUGCAGUGUUUACGGCUGGGGCUACACUGGAUCGAUCAACUUUGAUGGUCUAUUACGAGUAGCACAUCUCUUUAUUAUGGGGAAUGAGAAGUGCAGCCAGUACCAUCAAGGGAAGGUGACUCUGAAUGAAUCUGAAAUAUGUGCUGGAGCUGAAAAUAUUGCCGCGGGACCAUGCGAGGGGGAUUAUGGUGGCCCGCUUGUGUGUGAACAACAUAAAAUGAGAAUGGUGCUUGGUGUCAUUGUUCCUGGUCGAGGAUGUGCCAUUGCCAAUCGUCCUGGCAUUUUUGUCCGAGUAGCCUAUUAUGCCAAAUGGAUACAUAAAGUUAUAUUAACAUAUAAGGUACCACCGUCAUAGCUAAUAUAACUGUGCCUGAAGUUUCCAUCAAUACAACUCCCCUUUACAUGAGGAUUCAGAGAACAUGGAAUUAAAAUGUCACUUAAAACAAUCCUAAGACACUUGAGUGUCAUGUUUGUUAGAUACUCAAUACUAUUUAUGAGUGUUUUCUGUUGUUUUGUUUGUGAGUGUUAUUUUGUAAAUGUUGAAGUGAACUAAGGUACAUGCAAGUGCAGUAACAUAUCUCCUGAAGAUACUUGAAUGGAUUAAAAAAAAUGCAAAGGUAUCAUUGCUGGAUGAUAAAAGACUUAACGGGAAAAUCAAUUAAUCUCUCUACACUGCUUUCCAAGGUUAGUUUCUUAAGAAUGAAUGCACCAUAAGUUAAAAUUAUUUUAACCUCACAAAAUAAUUUAUAUCUUGUUUUUUAAAAAUUGUAACUGAAUAUGUUAUAUUAUCUUUCAUAUGCCAUACAUUAUAUUUCAUUUGUUCCUCCUUACUGUGUAUCCUGUAAUACUAGUAAACAUACUUUUCAUAAGAACUUGUACUCAUAUAGACAACCCUGGGUGCACUAGAGUUUCAAAUUGUGGUGUUAUCUAGUGUAACCCUUUAAUAUUCUGAAAGAGUACUUAUAGUUUUUCCUUAAGAAAAACAAACAAACAAACAAACAAACAAACAUAAAGACCAGUAGAAAUAUUAAGAAAAAGUGCAAAAUAGAAAUGACAAGCUCAUCCUGAUAUGCAAUCUGCAGAUGACCUCGAGGGUUGGCAUUGCGGGUGUGUUCGUGAAUCACAAAGUUAAAUAACACCUAAUCUAGGUGGCUACAUAUAGUAAUCAUCCUCGUUAUUUUAUGUAGUUUCUAAUUCUUAAAGGGAAGAGAGUGAUAGGUGUAUUAGUGCCAUUCCUUUCUUCCAAAUUUGGGGCCACUUUUUUAUGUAAGAUAUUUUUAGAUUUAUUUUCCUAUAGUAUUUUUUAAAAUCUUAGAUGAAUAUGCAAUUGAAGUUUAAACGUAUUUUUAAACAUUAUUUCAGGGGAAAUUUUUCAUGUCUCCAAAGAUUUGCAAAUAACCCCUUUUCAAAUUAUUCAUUAAAGUAUAUAUUGAAGAAAAAAAUCGAAAUCCUUUUUUUUUCUACCUAGAAGUUUUUAGCCUAAUAAAACUUUACUCAAGUAAAGGAAGAAUGUAAAAUGAAAGGAAAAAAAUGACUUGUCCAAACUCUUUGUAUUCAAUUUUUUUAAAAAUUGAAUCUGCUAAAUGGGCUAUUUUAUCAAGAUAGCUUUAUUUGAUCUUAACUUCAUCUUACAUAGAUAUUUCCUAACACCAUGGGGAAUAGUCAUUCAAAUUUUAUAUUCUGUAUGAUAAUAACUGAAUUAUCAUAUUACUGUAUUUGUUGUGAUGAGCUGAAUAUCAUUUAUUGUCAAUAAAUAAGAAAAAGAGUAAUAGGAUAGGUUCUGAAUUUUCACAAAAUUUUUCCUUAUAGAAGAUCUUUAAAAAUAAUGAUUUGAAUGAUUCAAAUCCAGCGUCCACACUUCUCCAACAAGUUUCUCUUGAAUGAUGUUUAAUAAGGCCAAGGAUUUUAUUAAAGGGUAAAAACAGCACCACCAAUAAUCCAUCAGACAUGGGGCACAAAGAAAUUCUCCCCUUGGGAAGUUUUCUUUGUAAUAGAGGGAAAUGGGAGGAAUUGACAAUAAAAGCAAGAUGAACAAAAUCUGUGCUAUUUUAGGUGGUAGAACAGGGUAUAAUCAUAUAUAUUUUAUCUAGUGAAGGAAACUAUUACCUGGGCAUUCUUUUCUUAAUAAACUACAAACAUGAAAAAUCCAAUUUAUCCCAAAAUACAUUUCAUUGUGAGUCACGGACCAAACUAUCAAUAUCUUCCAAAUGAAAAGUUUUCAUUGCUAUUUUUGUUUUGGCUGUUUGAAUAAUGGUCAUAUAUUGUUAUAAUUAUGGACAUUUUCUGAUGUCUACCAGGAAUAGUAAUGUAAAAUUAAAAUGUGUGUCAUAAUGCCUCUGCUGUGCAGAAGGGAUGAUGAUCCUUUUGUAUGCUUCUUUAAUUUUAUUGUAAACUAUGUAAUGACUUUUACCUAUGUGCUGUGGGCAGGUCCUCAGUAAAAUGGUUUCUAUUGAAGCAAUCUCUAGUGUCAACAGGCUCUUGCUUGCUAUCUCAGUGUUUCAAACUGUGGGAAAUGUGAAACACUGGAAAGCAAGAAAAAUAACAAUAAUGGUGUGUGAUAGCAAAAUUGUAUUUCACUUAUUCCUGUGAAUAUUUCUUGUUGGUACCAAUGGUACUGAUUAUACAAAGUGGAUGUUAGAGCCACAACAUUCUCUUGAAGAAAA
Pipistrellus kuhlii (Kuhl's pipistrelle) is the source of this 4689-nucleotide messenger RNA. RefSeq names its product hepatocyte growth factor (gene HGF). NCBI's taxonomy places the organism in Eukaryota, Metazoa, Chordata, Mammalia, Chiroptera, Vespertilionidae. The record is from RefSeq and is a predicted model, not a curated record. Bases 189 to 2381 code for a protein of 730 amino acids. The transcript is spliced from 18 exons. Gene Ontology annotation, biological process: negative regulation of apoptotic process; positive regulation of protein phosphorylation; proteolysis. Gene Ontology annotation, molecular function: signaling receptor binding; serine-type endopeptidase activity.